AAAUGCUAGAACCUUCCGAGAGGUUGGUUGAAAAAUACCUUUUGGCCAAGAAUUAAGAAGUGGAGUGAACUGUAGUGCCAGAUUGCCGGCCUUUAAUUUAAUAUUGUAAGUCUCUUUUUUUAUCCGAAUCUGAGUAUAGUGCAUACGUUAUAAAAGGUCUAAAAUGGGCCCAAUAUCCGAGUACGUAUUCAAAAAUGAAUACAAAUACCACGACACCCCUGAUGGUCAGGACUGUUUCAAGAAACUUUGGUACGUUACGAAGUACUCAACCUUGUACGGUCUCGUGGGGUCUUCGAUAGAGAUCCUACUCAACUCGCACCCAAAGGGCUACGCUGCGACCUUCGCUCGAUACGGAUUUCUGACAGGAUCACUGGUCGGCAGUGUGGUCACUUUCUCAUCGACAUCUUGCAUGUUCACCAACUUGAGAGGAAAGGACGACAGGCUCAACUAUGGCCUGGCAGGAAUAGCCACCGGCGCGUUCAACGGGGCAUGGAUGAAGAGCGUUAAAGUCGGCUCGUACAGCGCUGUAGUCUUCGCUGUUGCAGGCAUCGUCCUGAAGGAUUUUGUCAUUAACAAAUGGGAGCUAUUCCCCGACGCUGGUACUCCAAAAGAAGUUACCCAUACCUACUCUUCAUUCAGUAAGGAUUUCACACUUACAAAAGAUCCUGGCAGGACAUGGAAGACCCCCAAUGAAGUUUAAAAAACAUAAAAGCCAGUUUUAAAAAAAUGCUAGUAAUCUGUUGUUGCAAUUUAAGUGUACUGUUGUAAAUAAAAUUAAAACAAAA
Molecule: messenger RNA, 785 nt
Organism: Cimex lectularius (bed bug)
Lineage: Eukaryota; Metazoa; Arthropoda; Insecta; Hemiptera; Cimicidae
Gene: ND-B14.7
Product: NADH dehydrogenase [ubiquinone] 1 alpha subcomplex subunit 11
Exons: 1
Coding region: 164-700 (178 amino acids)
Biological process (GO): mitochondrial respiratory chain complex I assembly
Source: RefSeq, a predicted model, not a curated record